AUGGACUUGACGCUUGCACGAACGAUGGAGAUCCUACGCCCGCUGGGCCUGGCCGAUGGACUACGUGCGCGAGGCGUACCCUCUACAUACCCAUUCACAGUACGCUUUUCUAGUGGCUUGGGAAUGAAGCAUUCUCUCUCGGAGUGGAAGCUUCCCAGCGCAGACCAACUCCGUGAACGCAUCAUGUCCCAAAAUGAUGGGACGAUGCCUCUUGAACCCUGGCUACGUGUUUCAGGUGACGUGAUGGAGGCUUUCCUGAAGGAAAAAUGUGAAGAGAGCCAUCUGGUGACGCUGCGCUUCGGGUGGAGCGUAACGCAGGUCAUUGAGAGUGCCACCGAAGUGGAAACUCGGGUCCGAAAUCCCCACACAGGGGGCGAGAAAGUGAUACGCAGCCAGUAUGCAGUGGGAUGUGAUGGAGCAUCCAGUCUCGUUCGCAAAAACAUGGGAAUUGCUCUUGAUGGAGGGCCCAUACACAGCAGCGUGGUGCUAAUCCAUUUCAAGUCUCGGGAUCUGACUCGUUUGCAUCGCCGAGGCCGAUUCUGGCACACUUUCUUCCUCUUAGAUCCUACGAUCAGCGGAGACUCAGUAGGCGGUGCCAUCAUCGCUCAAGACGAGGUUGAUACGUGGACAGUGCAUGACUUCCGUGCUCCUGGAUCGAAGCAAAGCAUUAGCUCUGCCGAGGAAACAAUCUACCGCGUUCUAGGAGCAAUGGGAGGUCCAUAUCCGAUCACCAUCGAUGAGAUCAUUCAGCAAUCAACCUGGACACCCAGCAUCGCACUCGCCAAGUCAUAUACUGGGCCCUUACAUCGUGUCUUCUUGGCAGGUGAUGCAUGCCACCAGACCAUCCCGUCCGGAGGAUACGGCAUGAACAUGGGCAUUGCAGAUGCCUUUAACUUGGGCUGGAAACUAGCCGCAAUGAUCCAGGGCUGGGGAGGAGCACGGCUAUUAUUAUCGUAUGAACAGGAACGACGUCCGGUCGCCGAGCUUAUGCAGCACUGGGGCAAAGUCCACGCAGGCAAGCUAGUGGGGCUUGCAUCUGCAGUGACGCUCAACGCGACGAUCAUCGAUGCCUCCGAUGCGCGUGGGGCAGAAUUGCGACAAAAGAUUCAUGAGUAUGUACAGUCCAAUGAUGCACACAAUCAGUGUUUUGGCGUCGAACACGGCUAUCAGUAUCACUCGGACAUCACGGUGAAGAGCGCAUCCAGUCACCCGCCCUUCGACCCACGAUCAUAUACCCCAACCACGCACCCAGGUUUCCGGGCUCCUCAUGUAUUCCUCAACGACGGCUCUGCAAUUUUUGACAAGUUUGGAAAAACUCUGACCUUGGUGGAAUUUAUGGAUGGAGUGCCAGGACCGUCAUCUGGUGGGUCCUUUUUCCGGGAUACGGCUGACGAACACCAUAUUCCCCUUCGUAUUGUGUCCCUUGUCGGCGAAGCCAAUGCGCAACAGAUCUGGGGAGCGCGGCUGGUGUUGGUGCGCCCUGAUCAUUGUGUGUCGUGGUGCGGAAAUGAUGUAGGCAGCAAAGACGACGCUAAGAGAGUUUUGUUGCAAGCUGCAGGUCAUGUUUGUUGGUGA
Messenger RNA from Penicillium oxalicum, 1575 nucleotides. Its product is annotated as FAD-dependent monooxygenase apdD. Bases 1 to 1575 code for a protein of 524 amino acids. The record is from RefSeq and is a predicted model, not a curated record. Gene Ontology annotation, molecular function: FAD binding. NCBI's taxonomy places the organism in Eukaryota, Fungi, Ascomycota, Eurotiomycetes, Eurotiales, Aspergillaceae. The transcript is spliced from 3 exons.